AUUUGUUUUUGAAAAUAUCACAAAGAAUCCUAUUGCGAAUAGAAAGCAGCACUAAUUCCAUCCAUUGUGAAUACCCUGUUUGAGUGCAAAGUGUUGUUUGCGCUGGGGAUUCGCCGAUAUUUAAAAUUAUAUUUUGGGGAUUAGUUGAGUGAAAUAUAUUUAGUUUUAUGAAAUAAAAAUUCAACUGGCAAUGGAUAAAAGUGAUGACGAGAAAAAAACUAAACAAAAUGAGAAAUCUGAUGAGAAAAGCGAAAAAUCAUCGAAGGAGGCUGCCCCGAGUGCCGUCAAAAAGAAAAAGCGAAAAAACCAACCGCAGGAUGAGAAGAAGAUAAACAAGAAAAAAGUAAAAAGGGAGGAAGGGGCUCCAAAGCUACCCUUGACUGGAUACGUACGUUACAUGAACAAGCGCCGGGACGAACUCAAGUUGGAGUUUCCUGACAAAACCGCGAUUGAUCACACGAGAAUCAUCGCUGAAGAAUGGAAUGGAAUGUCUGACGAGCUGAAGAAACCCUUCCUGCAGGCGGCCGAAGUCGACAAGGAACGCUACAACAAAGAAAUCAACGAAUUUAAUCGCUCUAAAUCCGAGCGCCAGAAAGUCGAAGAUUCCCGCGAAUGCACCCCGCAGUCCACGGGCUCACGUAACUCAAACGCAAGCCACGACAAAAGUUCUGUUCAGAUGAACGGCAACAAAGAUACGAAUUUGAUCUCAUCUACUCCAAUGUCGGUGAUUCCGAAACAAUUUCGGCGUAACGGCGAUCAAGGCAUUCCAAUUUUCACGGACGAGUUCCUCGAACAUAACAAAUCGGUUGACUUGGAACUGCGGGUCCUGCGCAAAUCCAACGUCGAUUAUGAACAGCAGAACUCGGUUCUGGAGAAACACAUUGAAAACAUGCGAUUUGGCGUUGAGAAGAUGAACUCUGAGAACGCUGAAUUGCAGGAGAAGAACAAAAUCCUCGAAUUGUAUCUUAAGAAGCUGAAGCACAAGCUGAUUCAGUCUUUGGGAUCGUUGUCGCUUCCCAACGAGCCCCAGGGCGCCACUGCCGAUAAUUUCGAGAAAUACAUGGCGGAGUUGUAUUCAAUGGCGACGUCCAACUCGCAUGGACCGGCUUGUCUUAAUAAGGCGAAGGAUAUUGUUAGGAAGUUGGACGUGCAGGUUCAAUUGUAAGACUUGGAAACAUAAGACUAUGCUAAUAAAAUUAUUAAACAUUUUUAUA
This is a messenger RNA of Hermetia illucens (black soldier fly), 1214 nucleotides long. It is a transcript of the gene Hmg-2, whose product is annotated as high mobility group protein 20A. Gene Ontology annotation, biological process: regulation of gene expression. NCBI's taxonomy places the organism in Eukaryota, Metazoa, Arthropoda, Insecta, Diptera, Stratiomyidae. The record is from RefSeq and is a predicted model, not a curated record. The coding region runs from base 191 to 1165 and encodes 324 amino acids. The transcript has 3 exons. Gene Ontology annotation, cellular component: nucleus.